Drosophila serrata is the source of this 907-nucleotide messenger RNA. RefSeq lists its product as uncharacterized. NCBI's taxonomy places the organism in Eukaryota, Metazoa, Arthropoda, Insecta, Diptera, Drosophilidae. The record is from RefSeq and is a predicted model, not a curated record.
AUAAUACAUACACAGCUGUACAUAAAAUCCAAGCAGCUCGCAGAGUACAUGUAAUAAAAUGCCACGAAAAAAAACCGAGGAGUUUUACAAAUUACACGGUUUCACGGCCAACUGUGAGCGCGGGAAGUACACGGCAACCUGCAACUUCUGCGACAGAGUGCUCCAGAACACCGCUCUGACGCGCUUAGCGUUGCAUAGGCAAAAUUGUAAUGAACCGCCUUUCCUCGUAAAGACACGUAAGGACACCCAAGCCGAGUACCUGGACGAGUAUAUUGAGAGCCAGCACCAGAUCAAGAUCCAAAAUAUGUCGGAUGAAGAAGACGACGGUUUGGCCAGUGACAACGAAGGAAAAGAGAUUAUAGUUAAGAUACAACAAAUUCUGGAUGCAGCCGAUGAUGGGAAAGCUAAGCAAGCCCUGGUUAAGGGGGAAACUUAUGAAAGUGCUGACGCGGAGCAAGAGGCAGUGCAGCAAAUGGAAUUCGAGAUUUCCAGCGCCGAUUUCAUAGACGAGAACAAAGAAAUGGAGGAUUCAAACAACGGUUCGACAAUGUUCUUGGAGCCCAGGCCCAAAAACAAUCUUGCUUCCCUUAAGGCGGAAAAGAUGCGAGCGGAGAUCCGGCAUUACCAGAGUAAGACCAAGUUCCUCAAAACAGAGACCGACAACCUGAAACUCGAGCGCACCCUGGCUCUACUGAGGAUUCAAAAGCUGAGACUGGAAAUCGACGGCCUACGCAGCUAAAUUCCGUGUCCCCUAGAGUUUAAUAAUCAGCAAUAAGAAAAGUGAUGUGAGAUUGAGACUUAUAUGCCACUCUGUAAUAUCUAUAUAUUAUAGAAUUAAAAAAAGAUAACAUUACUAUGUAUUUUUCAAUUCUUCAUAUCUGUAUAAAUAAUAAAUGGCUUAAGAAUA